GGGGACCUUCCUUUGCCUCAAUAUAAAUAAAUCCCUUCCCUCUCCUGGUCAUUGUUCUAUUCUUCCCAUCUCGGAGAGAAGAGAUAGAGAGAGAGAAACGAGUUCUAGGGUUUUCCCUACGCGAUUCGUUUAGGAUUUAUUUACUUUUAAAGAAGGCUGUUUUCCAUCUUACCUUUCUUACCUGUCAAAGUGGAGAGUGUGAAGUGCCAGACAUCUUUUAUGUCUGAACGGGACUCCUUUUACUUGGGAUUAAUUGGGUUGCUUGGAGAAUACUGCCCUACAUCCAGAAAAAAGCACAUACACUCUUUGGAUAGAGUUGGUUGCAUGCAUCUCGAGCCAUUUCCAGAUUCUGCACUAAUUCAAGGUUGCGGCUGGGAGCAACCUUUUCCUCUUGCCUCUGAUCAGUUCUGUAGCGAAGAAGCAAGUCACUCAUCAUCACUUACUUCUGCAUCAAACCCUACCUCCAGCAUUUACUACAUCUGACAUCACUUCUAGUCCCUACGAUUGGUUUCUUGGGCAAAGAUGGCUUUGCAGAAUAUUGGUGCCUCAAACAGUGAUGAUGCCUUCUACAGGUACAAGAUGCCAAAGAUGAUAACCAAAAUAGAAGGUCGUGGAAAUGGAAUCAAGACCAACAUCGUGAACAUGGUGGACAUUGCAAAGGCUUUGGCAAGGCCUGCCUCCUACACCACAAAAUAUUUUGGGUGUGAGCUUGGUGCACAGUCAAAGUUUGAUGUGAAAACUGGUACUUCAAUUGUCAAUGGGGCUCAUGACACUGCCAAACUAGCAGGGCUGCUUGAGAACUUCAUCAAAAAGUAUGUGCAGUGCUAUGGUUGCGGGAAUCCUGAAACUGAAAUAGUAAUCACCAAGUCCCAGAUGAUCACCCUCAAAUGUGCUGCAUGUGGGUUUGUAUCAGAUGUGGACAUGAGGGACAAGCUCACAUCUUUUAUUCUGAAGAACCCACCGGAGCAGAAAAAAGGAUCCAAAGACAAGAAGUCAAUGAGGCGGGCAGAGAAAGAGAGGCUGAAGGAAGGUGAAGCUGCUGAUGAAGAACAGAAGAAAUUGAAGAAAGAGAUGAAGAAGAAGGGUGCUGUAUCAUCCAAAGAAGGGGCAAAUCCAAAAGCUGCUGCUCGAAAGAAGCAGGCCUCAGGGUCUGAUGAGGAUCAUUCUUCACCAGCUGGCAGCCAGUCUGGUGAUAACGAGGUGGCUGAAGAAGGUGAUGAUGAUGUCCAGUGGCAGACUGAUACAUCUCUUGAAGCAGCUCGCCAACGCAUCCAGGAGCAGCUCAAUGCCGUGACUGCUGAAAUGGUCAUGCUUUCCACUACUGAGACAGACGAGGAAGAGAAGAAACCUAAAAAGGAAAAGAAAGAGGAAGCCACAAAAAACGGAGCUGUAGAAGCGUUGGAGAAAUCUAACACCCAUGACCGGUUGGUUAAAGAGAUCAAAGGUAAACUGAGCAAGGGGUCAACACCAAGUGAGCUUGUGUCCUUUCUAGGUUCGGUGACUGGCUCCCCUCAGGAGGUAAUGAAUGCACUCUUUGAAACCCUCUUCAAGGGUGUGGGGAAAGGGUUUGCUAAGGAGGUGGCCAAGAAAAAGAACUACCUUGCUGCUGCUGUGCAGGAUGAGGGAUCCCAGUUGCUUCUGCUCCGGGCUAUUGAGGCCUUCUGUGAGAAAUGUAGUGCUGAUGCGGUGAAAGAGGUGGCUUUAGCUGCAAAGUUUCUCUAUGAUGGGGAUAUGCUGGAGGAAGAAUGCAUUGUGCAGUGGUACAAGGAAGGUCUUGCUGGCGUCAAAAAGAGCUCUCCGGUUUUGAAGAACAUGAAGCCUUUUGUCGAGUGGCUUCAGAGUGCUGAGUCAGAAACAGAAGACGAGUAACUACAUGCCUCCAGCAGUUUAGGCUUUUCAAUAUUCUUGGGUUUCAGACUGUUAUCUAUCAGGAUUUCUGGUACUUUCUACUUUGGGGAGUCUAUAUUUUCUAGUGCUGCUUGUCUCUAUUGUCUGUGUUGGUGUUGGAGUCUAUAUGUUCUGGUAUUGCUAUCCUAGUCUGGUUGUUAUAAGAGUCUUCUGCACAGACUUGUCUUUGUGCAAUUAAAUAAUAAACAUCUUUGACCUUGAUUAA
Molecule: messenger RNA, 2113 nt
Organism: Elaeis guineensis (African oil palm)
Lineage: Eukaryota; Viridiplantae; Streptophyta; Magnoliopsida; Arecales; Arecaceae
Product: eukaryotic translation initiation factor 5
Biological process (GO): formation of cytoplasmic translation initiation complex; translational initiation
Cellular component (GO): cytosol
Molecular function (GO): translation initiation factor activity; eukaryotic initiation factor eIF2 binding; GDP-dissociation inhibitor activity
Source: RefSeq, a predicted model, not a curated record